AUGUCUUCCGCAACAGAUUCCGAGUAUCACUUUCAAAUUUUUAUUACACUCGUCGUUGUAUUCCUCGUCUAUCUCUUCUUUGUCGCCGCUAGAUUUGGGGUCGAAUCCGUCCUCAGACUCCACGAUAAACUAUCUCAAGUUUCUCUUGGCCAACAACAAGUCGACUACUCACGACCCAUUGAUGCGCGACAGAACAUCCAGUAUCCCUACGCGACCCAAUCGAGCCCCCGUGCCUCGGCAAGUCGACUGAAGAAGCGAUACGAUAGCUCGUCCGAAGACGAUCAUGACUAUCGUGAACGAAAAUCGGAGAAGAAAGAUAGAAGAAUACGGGAUCUUGAGGACAAGGUGCGGGGUUUUGAGGACAAGGAGCGGAAAGCUGAGGACAAAGCGCUCAAAAAGAGUAUCAGUACUAUGGGCGAAGAUAUUAAGUCGAUAACUCAGAAAGUAAAUGAUAUGAAGAGUACGAUCGAUUCAGCCAAAACUUCCCCAGAGAAGAAAUCGGGGGAGGAGCAGCAGGAGGAGGAGGAGAUAGAGGAGGAGGAGCAGGAAGUGCUAGUAACUCGGGAGGAGGAUCAGGAGGAGCAGGAAGUGCUAGUAACUCGGGAGGAGGAUCAGGAGGAGCAGGAAUUACUAGUAACUUGGGAGAAGGAUCAGGAGCAGGAGCAGGAAGUACUAGUAACCCAGGAGGAGGAUCAGGAGCAGGAGCAGGAAGUACUAGUAACCCAGGAGGAGGAUCAGGAGGAGGAAGUGAAAAGAGGAAACAGGGUGCAUAAUAGGCGGCAGGAGAGUGAUUACGCUAGCGGCAGGAUCGAGUUAGGGGAGGUGCCGACCGAUUAA
Messenger RNA from Clonostachys solani, 837 nucleotides. Lineage: Eukaryota; Fungi; Ascomycota; Sordariomycetes; Hypocreales; Bionectriaceae. The record is from the annotation of a GenBank genome assembly.